Molecule: messenger RNA, 762 nt
Organism: Sabethes cyaneus
Lineage: Eukaryota; Metazoa; Arthropoda; Insecta; Diptera; Culicidae
Product: homeobox protein unc-4-like
Exons: 4
Coding region: 1-762 (253 amino acids)
Biological process (GO): regulation of DNA-templated transcription
Molecular function (GO): sequence-specific double-stranded DNA binding; DNA-binding transcription factor activity, RNA polymerase II-specific
Source: RefSeq, a predicted model, not a curated record
AUGACACAGCAGCAACGACUAAAUAAGAUGGUCAAGUCGAUUUUUCCGGAAAAUCGCGACGUGGCGGUGGUGAUGAACGACGAGACCUGUCUUACCCUGGAUGGAUCGACUGCCGAUGGAGAAGAUGAAAGUAGUGCAUCGAAAAGGAGGAGAUCGAGAACGAAUUUUAAUUCGUGGCAGUUAGAAGAAUUAGAACGAGCUUUUUCCGCCAGCCACUAUCCUGAUGUAUUCAUGAGGGAAGCACUAGCGAUGCGAUUAGACUUGAAGGAAAGCAGAGUAGCGGUAUGGUUCCAAAAUAGAAGGGCAAAAUGGAGAAAAAAAGAACACACAAAAAAAGGCCCCGGAAGACCCGCCCACAAUGCGCACCCGCAGUCCUGCUCAGGGGAACCUAUACCACCUAAUGAAUUGCGAGCCAGAGAAAAAGCUCGACGGAGAAAAAAGUUGGCUAAAGCGUUAGAGCGCCAAGCUAGAAAAUUACGAGCUAAAGGCAUUGCAGUAGAUUUGGAAGCGCUUAAAGCAGAAUAUCUGUCCCAGCAUCGUCAUAACUCUAGCUCUGAUAGCGAAGCUGGCGAUGACGACGAUGACGAUGAGGAUCCGAUCGAUGUAGUCGGCGGAGCAGAAUCUAAUGAAACACCAGAAGACUGUUUAAUGGAUAGGAGAGACAGUAUCGAUGAUGCUCUGGAUGAAAAUACCGAUACGCAUAGGAAUAGUAUGAGGCCAAAUCCGUUUAGCAUAGAAUCACUACUAUACAAUAGUACGUGA